Messenger RNA from Cuculus canorus (common cuckoo), 10512 nucleotides. RefSeq names its product neural-cadherin. The record is from RefSeq and is a predicted model, not a curated record. Bases 1384 to 8898 code for a protein of 2504 amino acids. The transcript is spliced from 33 exons. Gene Ontology annotation, molecular function: calcium ion binding. Gene Ontology annotation, cellular component: cell-cell junction; plasma membrane. Lineage: Eukaryota; Metazoa; Chordata; Aves; Cuculiformes; Cuculidae. Gene Ontology annotation, biological process: homophilic cell-cell adhesion.
GCCGUGCGGUGCCCGCUGCUCUGCCCGCUGCUCUGCCUGCUGCUCGGCGGGGCUCUGCCCGCCCGCAGGACGCCUUCCUUCUGCGGGGACGUGUUGGAGAACCGCCCGGCGGGCACCCGCGUGCGCGGGCUGAGCGUGCCGCUGACCCGCCUGGGGCCGGAGCCGUGGUGCGCGGAGGUGCGGGGCCGGCGCUGGCACCUGCAGCUGCUGGGCGAGGGCCACUCGCACUUCCGAGCGGCGCUGCACGCCCGCACGGCGCGGGUCUGGCUGCGCACCCGCCGGCCCCUGGACCGCGAGGCGCGCCCGCUCUACUCGCUGCGCCUGGCGCUGUGCUGCAAGCGCUGCGCGCCCCGCGGCGCCGCCCCCGCCGAACUUGCAGCCCUCACCGUGCGCGUCCUGGACGACAACGACAACGCGCCGCGCUUCGUGCCGCCGGCCGCGCCGCCGCCGCUCCGCGUGGACGAGACGCUGGCGCUGCGCUCCGAGGUGUGGCGGGCGCGGGCGGAGGACGCGGAUGCGGGCUCCAACGCGGAGCUGCGCUACUUCGCCCUCCCGCGCAGCGCGCACUUCUUCGUGGUGCCGCGCAGCGGGCGCGUGGUGCUGGUGCGCUCCCUGCUGCACCGCCGCGCCCCCAUCGCGCUGCUCCUCUACGCGCGGGACCGCGGCCGCCCGCCGCGGCUCAGCGAGCCCUUGCGCAUCGAGGUGCUGCCGCAGCCCGCCCGCCUCCCGCCGCCCCGCGCCGAACGGCGACGCCGUCGAGCCGCCCCGGAGCCCCGCACCGCGCCGGAACUCCGGCCCGCUCCGCCGCUGCCCCGCAUCGCGCCUCGCCCUGCCUCGUUACCCUGCCCCGCCCCGAUAUCCCGCGAUGCCCCGCUGCUGCCCCGCACCGCCCCGGUGUCCCGCACCUCUCCGCUUCUCCGCACCGUCCCGCCGCUGCCCCGCACAGCUCUGCUGCUCCACCCCACCCCGCUGCUGCCCCACGCUGCGCCCCGCAGCGCCCCGGAGCCCCGCACGCCUCUCCUUCCCGGCAUCUCUCGGCUUCUCCGCCGCGCCCGCCCCCGCCGCGCAGCCCCGCAGCUCCGCAGCGCGCCCCGGGCGCUCUCGGUGCCCGAGGACGCCCGCCCCGGCAGCCUGGUGGCCGCGCUGUCCCCGGCGCGCUUCCCCUCCGCCCGGUUCGAGCUGGUGUCGCCGCCCGAGGCGCAGUCGCCGGUGCGGGUGGAGCCGGAGAGCGGCGAGCUGAGGCUGGUGGCCGCGCUGGACAGGGAGGCGGCGGCCGCCUGGGAGCUCCUGGUCCGCGUCCGGCAGCGCGCAGGAAAGGAUUGGUACUUGGUGCCCUUGCUGCUUACUGUGACAGACGUGAACGACAACGUUCCAGAAUGGGUCAUGGAACCCUUCCCUUUCUCGGCCACGGUUUCCCCUGACGCUGCGGGAGGUACCAAAGUGUACAAGUUGCUUGCUGUGGAUGCGGAUGAGGGGAUCCAUGGAGCUGUAGAGUAUUUCCUUUUGGAAGGUGGUGAAGACAGAUUUGAAGUUGAGAAGGACACUGGCUGGAUUAAGACGACGGGUUUGCCGUUGGUGAGGGACAAGGAGUAUUUGCUGACUGUGCUAGCAGCAGAUAAACUGGGGAGCAGGGGGGCUCCAGCCUCCAUUUCUGUAAUUGCUGGAUCCCGGCCACCACAGUUCACCAACGUCUCAUACUUUGUUCAUGUUCCUGAAAGCACACCACAAGGAAAAGCCUUUCUUACAGUCACUGCUGUGUCAUAUCAGAACAAAUCUUUGAGCUACAGUUUGCUGACUAAUCCUAGUGGUCUGUUCAGCAUUGGUUGGGCGACAGGAGACAUCAGUUUAACACGGAGCGUGGAUUAUGAGAGUGACCCACACCAAUAUCUGCUUUUGGUCAGAGCCGAGGAGAAUGAGGAACAGUUCAGUAGUGCCGCUGAGGUUUUGGUUGUGAUCACAGAUGUGAAUGACUGCGCCCCCGAAUUUCAUCAGUCAAUUUACAGCAAAGUUGGUGUUCCUGAAACGGUUUCUAUGACAACUGCGCUUCUACAGGUGACAGCCACUGACUGCGAUUCAAAGGAGAAUGCUGAAAUACAGUAUUACACUUUGAGUCAAGACUUCAGUAUUACUCCUGAUGGUACUAUUUUUCCAGCCACACAGCUGGACUAUGAGCGGCCCGACCAUCUUCAUGAGUUCAUCAUUAUGGCUGUAGAUAAAGGGGAAGAGCCCAAGACUGGGACGGCAACUGUUAGGAUCCAUGUUUUGAAUGUCAAUGAUGAAGCACCUGAAUUUUCCCAGAAAAUCUACAGGAGCUUUGUUUCUGAAGAUGCGGGCCCAAACACACUCAUUGCUACAGUCAAUGCUGUUGACCCUGAUGGAGAUGAUGUGACAUACAAUAUUCUGUCUGGAAAUCAAAACGGAAACUUUGUUAUUGACCCUAAGAAAGGGCUAGUUAGACUUCGCUCAAGUCCGUUUCCUAAGCUGCAGGGGACUCAAUACGUACUCAAUGUCACAGCUACUGAUGAUAAUACCUCUGGAGGGCCCCAUUCUCUCACCAGUACUGCCCAGGUCAUCGUGAACAUAGAUGAUGUCAACAACAACAAGCCUGUCUUUCAGGAGUGUCAGUCUUACCAGGAACAGGCUUCUGUGUUGGAAAACCAGCCUCCGGGGACAGUUGUGCUGCAGGUUGAAGCCACUGAUGCUGAUGAAGGAAUCAAUGGUAUGGUGAAGUAUGGCUUGAUGCAUAGAGGUGGAGUCCUGCCAGCAUUUAGCAUCCAUCCUGACACAGGAGUUCUGACAACUGCUCAGGUAUUUGAUCGAGAGAAACAGAGGGAAUAUCCUAUCACCGUGACAGCAACGGAUCAGGCAGCGGAGCCGCUCAUUGGAAUAUGUCAGAUAAAUGUUAUCAUCCUGGACCAAAAUGACAAUGAUCCCAGAUUUGAAAACACCCGCUAUGAAUAUUUUCUAAGAGAGGACACAAGGGUUGGAACCAGCUUUCUUCGUGUUGCAGCCCGCGAUGAUGACUACAGCUUAAAUGCUGCCAUUACUUAUUCCAUAGCAAAUGAAGAACCCAAUUAUUUACAGAUUAAUCCUACUACAGGCUGGGUGUUUGUGAGCCAACCCAUCUCUCAGAGCUCAUCUAUAAUUCGAGAGAUUGUUGCCACAGAUGGAGGCAAUAGGAGCAGUAAAGUUGAACUUGUGGUAACUGUUACCAGUGCAGAAAAUCAGCCUCCACAGUGGGAAAGAGACAGCUAUGAAGUUGUUAUUCCAGAGAAUACCACACGAGAUACAUCAGUUUUGACAAUCAAAGCAACUUCUCCCCUUGGUGAUCCCCGUGUGACUUAUAAUCUAGAAGAGGGCCUUGUUCCAGAGACCAACAUGCCAAUUCGAUUCUACCUGACUCCGAAUAGACAUGAGGGUUCUGCUUCAAUUCUGAUAGCUGAGCCACUCGAUUUUGAAACAACAAAGCGCUUUCUGCUGAGGGUUCGAGCACAGAACGUUGCUGCAGUUCCUCUGGCAGCAUUCACCACGGUCUAUAUUAAUGUGACAGAUGUCAAUGACAAUGUCCCGUUCUUCACUUCAUCUAUUUACGAAGCCUCAGUAACAGAGGGAGCUGACAUUGGGACAUUUGUCGUUCAGGUGUCUGCCACCGACCUUGACCUUGGUCUGAAUGGUGAGAUAACUUACUCCCUGUUACAUGACAGUGGUAGGGACUACACGUAUUUUCACUUGGACUCACAGACGGGCUCAAUAUACACUGCCUCAGUGUUUGACAGAGAGAAGAAGGGGUCCUAUCUUCUAGAAGUCCAGUCAGUAGAUGGCUCUGAAUCAGCUCGACCUGGAAAGCGUGGGAAGCCAAACUCUGACACGGCCUACGUGCGCAUUUUUAUCAGUGAUGUGAAUGAUAACAAGCCGAUCUUCACUCAAAGUGUCUAUGAAGUAAACGUGGAUGAAGACCUGGAUGUAGGCUCGACUAUCAUUACAGUCAGUGCUAAUGAUGAAGAUGAAGGAACAAAUGCUAAAUUACGCUAUCAGAUCACAGCAGGAAAUACAGGAGGAGUCCUGAGUGUGGAACCAGAAACAGGAGCCAUUUUUAUUGCCCAGCCACUGGAUUAUGAAGAAACAAAAAUGUACGAGAUUCACUUGUUGGCCUCUGAUGGGAAAUGGGAAGAUUAUGCGGUUAUCAUCAUCAAUGUCUUGAAUAAAAAUGAUGAGACUCCAGUUUUUUCAAUCAAUGAAUACUAUGGAAGUAUAAUUGAGGAACUGGACGGGUUGCCAGUCUUUGUACUUCAGGUCAUGGCAAAGGAUCCUGAUAGUAGCAUGGGUGAAGGAGAUCUGAGAUACUCACUGCACGGGCACGGUGCCACUGAUAUUUUCACGAUGGAUGAGAAAACGGGCAGCAUUUACUCACACAAGAGGCUGGAUCGGGAAGAGAGAGCUAUGUGGAGAUUUGUUGUAUUGGCUACUGAUGAAGGUGGAGAAGGACUUACAGGAUUCGCCGAUGUAAUCAUUAAUGUGUGGGAUGUAAAUGACAACGCCCCCGUGUUCACAUGCAUGCCUGAUGGUUGCAACGGAAGUGUCUUUGAAAAUUCUCCUGCGGACACGUUUGUCAUGGAAAUGAGUGCAGUUGAUCACGAUGAUCCAAACGUAGGUCUUAAUGCUGUCCUGACUUACAGGAUAACAGAGAAUGUGAAAAAUGAGUUUGGCACUGACACAUUUCGUAUCAAUCCCAGUACUGGUACCAUCCACGUGGCAGGGGGAAUGCUGGACAGAGAGAGGACAGCAUGUUAUUUCCUUACUGUUGAAGUGAGAGAUGGGGGAGGGCUGACAGGAACUGGCACAGCUACUAUCUGGAUCGCAGACGUCAACGACCACACACCUAAAUUCACCAAAAAGAUGUGGCAGGCAACAAUUCCUGAAAACAGCGCCAUUGACUCAGAAGUGCUGAGAGUGUGUGCUUUAGAUGCUGAUGUUGGGGAAAAUGCAGACUUAACAUUCAGUAUCAUUGGGGGAGACCCAGACCAGAAGUUUUAUAUUGGGAAUGACAAAGAGUGGCAAUGUGCCUCCAUUCGACUGAAGAAAAGAUUGGAUUUUGAAAAUGCACGUGAAAGACAGUUCAAUCUCACUAUUACAGUGGAAGAUCGUGACUUUUCUAGUGUUGCACUGUGCCUGAUUGAAGUUGAAGACUCCAAUGACCACAGCCCCGUUUUCCUUUCUCAGUUUAUUGAGACAAGCCCUCUCUUUGAAAAUCUGCCUGUAGGUACUACAGUAGCCACCGUGACAGCUACAGACAAGGAUUAUGGUUUGAAUGGGAACAUUAUAUAUUCCAUAAAAUCAGAUUCAGAUCCUAUGAGACAGUUUGCAGUUGACCAGUAUGGUCAUGUGGUUGUGGCAAACACCCUGGAUCGUGAAGUCAUUCAAAAAUACAGCUUAAUUGUAGAAGCUUCAGAUCAAGGGACACCUGCCCGCACUGGGACCAUUACGGUUUUGAUUAAUUUGCUCGAUGUUAAUGACAAUGGCCCAAGGUUUGAGGCACCGUACAUGCCUGUAGUCUGGGAAAAUAUAGCGAGGCCUGAAAUAGUGCAUAUGAACCAUACAUCAACACUGCUUCAUGUGUUUGAUCCAGACAGUGAGAAAAAUGGUCCACCCUUUACAUUUUCAUUGCCACCAGAUUAUCAGAAUUCUUUGGAUUUUUCUCUUACUGACAACAGAAAUAACACAGCGACUGUAACUGCUUUGAGGUCCUUUGACAGAGAAAAGCAGAAGAUGUUUUACCUGCCAGUGGUUAUAACAGAUAGUGGCAUUCCAGUCAUGAGCACUACGAACACCCUGACUAUAACCAUUGGAGAUGAAAAUGACAACUGCCAUGAAUCUGGCCAUAAGGACAUCUACGUGUACAGUCUCAAAGGAAAAUGGUCAACAACAGUGCUCGGAGAAGUGUUUGUGCAGGAUCAAGAUGACUGGGAUAAUAAAACAUUUCUCUCUGAAGGAAAACUGCUCAAGUCUUUCAGGUUAAAUCAGAGGACUGGCUCUUUGAUGAUGGUGGAUAAUGCUCCUCAAGGAACAUACAACCUAAAAGUGAGAGUUUCUGAUGGAGUUUGUCCUGAUGUUAUAUCUACAGUACAAAUCCAUGUCAAAGAGCUGGAAAAUGAAGCCAUACGAAACUCAGCCACUGUGCGUCUGUCAGAUGUCACAGCAGAGGAGUUCAUCAGAAGAGAUGAACAUGGCAAAACGAGACAUGACAAGUUCAAGGAAUUACUGGCAAAAAUGUUACCUGCUGAGCUCAGUGAUAUCUCUGUCUUCAGUGUGAUGAACGUUGGUGGAAACCAGACAGAUGUAAGAUUUGCAAUCUGUCAUGGCUCAGCGUAUUACAGACCUGAGAAACUGCACGCUGAGAUAGCAGCAUUUAAAACUGAGGUGCAGUCAGCUUUACAACUGAACAUUUCCCAGAUCGAUGUAGAUGAAUGUAGGAGUGCAAACUGUACUGCGGGCAAUGGCUGUACAAACCACCUCGCCAUGAGCGACAUCCCAACGGUGAUGGAUACUGGAAGCGUGUCGUUUGUGUCGGUAACAACCACCGUGGAUGCGGUCUGUGGCUGUUCUGCUCGGGACCGCAUUCACCGGUCCUGCUCCUCCUACCCUCAGAGCCCGUGUCUCAAUGGUGGGAGGUGUAUUGACACUUUGAACGGUUACAGAUGUCUUUGUCCUGCUUCGUUCCAUGGCCCAGACUGCCAGCAGACGAAGCGCAGUUUCCAUGGAAAUGGUUAUGCAUGGUUUCACCCCAUCAGGCCUUGUUUUGAAAGCUUACUCUCUCUAGAGUUUAUUACUGUAGUUCCAGAUGGACUUCUACUCUAUAGUGGUCCUUUAUCAAAUCCAGAACCCCAGAGCACAGAAAACUUCAUCGCAAUAGAACUCUCCGGUGGUAUUCCUGUGCUGAAGAUGAGCCGUGGCUCAGGCCUUGUGAUGCUGCAGUUUCCAAGUCACCUGAAUGUAGCAGACAAAAAAUGGCACCAACUGGAAGUCAGAACCAGCGGUCAGGAUGUGCGCUUCACGUUGGAUCGGUGCAGUGCAGCUGUUGUUUCUGAGAUCGAAGGAGUAGGCAAGUGGCUGUCCACUGAGGAUCGCACAGACUGCGAGGUCUUGGGGUUCAUCCCACAAAGAGCAAGGUAUUUGAACGGGAACCAUGUUCUGCAGCUGGGUGGUGUAAAAGAAUCGUUACCGUAUUCCUACCCACAAUUGCUACACAAACACUUUUCCGGUUGCUUGCGCAAUUUUAUCUUGGAUACCCAGGUGUAUGACCUCCAGUCCCCCGCAGAGGCCCUGAAUAGCUUCCCCGGCUGCACGCUUACGGAUGGGAGCUGUGAGACCCUGGGCUCUUCUUCCUGCGGGAUUCAUGGGAGGUGCCAUGGAGACUGGGGCUCCUUCGCCUGUCAGUGUUUGCCAGGUUACUAUGGCUAUCGAUGCGAUAAAGUUGCCAAAGAAUACACGUUUGGGCCAGGAAGUUACAUUCGCUAUCAGCUUCCCAUCAGUGUGCCUGCCCGGAGGAUGCUGUUUGAAGCCAUGAUCAGGACGCGGCAGCCUGACAGUGUCAUCACGAGCAUGCUGUCUCGAAGUAAGGAUGAACACGUCACCCUACAGGUUGUGCAGGGAUUAUUAGUGGUCUCAUACAAUCUGGGUGAUGGAGACUAUUCUGUAAGCCUUCCCUCCUACCGCGUUGAUAACGGUGAAUGGCAUCCUAUCACACUGGAGCGAAAUGAAAAUGAAUUUACCCUUCGCCUUUAUGAAGGAGGUGGGAAGAGAGAAGUUCUGAAAGGAGCAGGAGCAUACAAAGAGAUUGUGAUUGACCCCAGCAGCUUGGUCCUUGGAAACACCUACCCAUUCAAUCUAAACAAGAGUUUUCAAGGGUGCAUGAAGGACGUCAGAUUCAAUAACUACAGGGUCCCUCUGGAUACUCACGCGAAGGAGCUGGUGUCAGUGUUAAGUGCCCAAGGCGUCACAGAAGGCUGUUCUUCAGAGGCUUGUAGGAAUAACCCCUGUAACCAGGAAUUUAUUUGUAUUGAUUUGUGGAUGACUUACAAAUGCAGUUGCCCUCCGGGACAUAUGACCGUGGAGAACGCCACGGGCACCCAGUGCAUCUACACUGCCUGUGCUGAGCGGCCCUGUAACUACGGUACCUGCAUCUCGCUGUCAGCGACCAAGUUCCAGUGCCGCUGUCCUGAUGGCUACGCUGGGCGUAACUGUGAAAUCACGCUGGCGAUCUUCCACAAGGAUACAGGCCUGAGUUUCAGUUCCAUGUUUGCCAUCUGCAUUUGCUUUUUGGCACUGUUAGCUCUGCUCACUGCUGCAUUCUUGUGGGCUCGCUGGAGGAGUCACAAAGGUCUGGACAGAGGAGUUUACCCUGUAUCUGCACAUCCUGAGGAUCUGGAGGACAUCAGAGAAAAUAUCCUCAACUACAAUGAAGAAGGUGGUGGGGAACAAGACCAAGACGCGUACGACAUGGCAGAGCUGCAGGUGUCCAUCCAAACCAGCCCCCCCUGUUCCCUCUACAAGAAGAGAGAAAACCCAACAAACCUGAGCAGUUUCUGUAGCGCUGCGUCCCCGAGGAUGCAGGAGGAGCCCCAAACACCAGCACCUGCAGAACGCGCUCUCGCUAGCGGAGACUUUGCUCAGCUCUUGUCCAAGGCUGUUGGAGAUGCUGAUCACCAUCCUCAGGCUGUGUCCCUGGACUCGUUGAGGGUGUUCUGCACCGAAGGAGAAGGCUCGGACGCUGGCAGCCUGAGCACCCUCUGCUCCUCUGGCCGGGAUGAGGGCACAGAGUGUGAUGACAUGACAGAGUGGGGGCCAAAGUUUCAGAAACUCAGGGACCUGUACUCACACAUGGAUGCAGAAGAUCUGUAGGCUACCAAGACUACUCUUGUCAAAGUGAGGUACUCGGUCAUUCACGUAGAGUGUGUAAGAAAAUAGAUAUUUUUGUCCCUGAGGCAAUAAAGGUCUCUCUGAGCCAUCCUACGUAUAGAAUCAUGAAUCAUUUAGGUUGGAAAAGACUUUUAAGAGCAUCAAGUCCAAUUGUAAACCCAAAUUCACCAUUGAACCAUGACCCUGGUGCUCAAAGCAUGAAGCAGCUGUGGGUGCUGUUUCCAGUAGAAGCUUUAGCAGUUAUUUGAAGAAACAAAGCAUGUUGUCUUUUCUUAGGGGGAUGAAGCCCGUGUUGUAUUAUACCCAUCCUGGUUCCCUGACUGAGCCUCAGGUACAGCCCCUGAUCCCUGAACGCAGUGCACAUGGAGCCCACACAUCCAGGGAAGGGAACGAAGCAGCAUGGAGAGUGAUCAUUAACUUAGGUUAUAAAUUAAUUAAAUCCAUUUAUGCUGUCAUACAAAUGCAGAAACUGAAUUUAGGCACAGCUCAUGAAGUCAGCUGCUUCUACCUCAAUACUGCCCUCCCUUCCCUUUGUGCCUGCAGCAGGGCUGGGGGUUCUGCAACCUGGAGGAAGGAAUUCCUUGACUUUACAGUUAAGGACCCUUCCGACCCAAACCAUUCCAUGACUCCAUGAGCCUCAGUAAUGGGGCACACUCAUUUGCAGCUGUCAUGUCCUAUUAAAACCUACUUUUCCUCUUGCUAGUGAUUAUUAAUUAGCGCAAUUAAUUUCUGGUUUAAUUUGCAUGCUACUCUUUUAACUACUGUGCAAUUUCUGAAAUCGCCCUUUCACGUGUUCCACAUUUCCAGGGACACCCCCCGACUCUUUCAGCCCCUCGACAAGAAGCUGUCGCAGCGCUGGCACUGCUCGAGGACAGGGCAGGAGAAAGCGUGGCAAUGGGCGAGGGGGGGAAUCAUGAAUAAAGGCCCUCAGUGGGUCCUUAGGUAGGGGGAUUUCCAGUAAUCUGGUUCUUUUGUUAAUCUUCUUCCAUGUUCUUUACAGACUUUAAACACAUAGUAAGAACAUUUAUUUAGCAUAAAAUAUUUGUAAAGGUCUGAAAUUUAAAUACUCGUAUGGAUAUUAGUGUUUAAUCUGCCUGCUCGUCAACUGCAUUAAUCUUUGUGCUUUUCUCCUUUUAAAAUACCAUUCCAAGCCCAUAACACGCAGCCAAGCCCCACGAAAGCCGAUUGUCCUUCGGCCUGCCCUGCUGGCUGGGACCAGCAGGUUUAGAAGGAAAUGGUGGCAGGAGGAGCAGGAUUAGGAGAACAGAAGAAAGUUGAGCAUUUUCUUAAUUAUAGGAAUGAUAAAGCCAUGGCUGUUUCCCAGGGGAUUUCGGUCAACAGCUUGCACUGCGCUGGUGGGAACGGCUGCUGGAGGAAGGGGGUUGGAGAAACCUGGUUCUCUGGAACCCAGAAUCCCCUCCACACGAGAAUGCCGUGUUAGGAGAACAUUCCAUGAAAUUAAUCUACAUCUGUCCUGGCUGUACGCGAUUACCAUGGGUGACACGGCUCCCCCGAGCCUCCCCUUAAGGGCAGAACCGCAGCAGAGAAGAUGACAGGCUGGAGCGCUGCCCGUACUGCUCAGCACAUCCCACCUCU